This is a messenger RNA of Macrosteles quadrilineatus (aster leafhopper), 594 nucleotides long. RefSeq lists its product as uncharacterized. The record is from RefSeq and is a predicted model, not a curated record. Gene Ontology annotation, cellular component: late endosome; lysosomal membrane. Bases 115 to 594 code for a protein of 159 amino acids. Lineage: Eukaryota; Metazoa; Arthropoda; Insecta; Hemiptera; Cicadellidae. The transcript has 5 exons.
AUGAUGAUAUUAUUUAUUUUAUUUUGGUUCAACAUAAAAAUUGUUAUUGCUUAAUAUUUUGUUUAACUGCAUAGUUUGUGAAGCGAAGAGUUUCCAUAAGUUACAUACAGGAAUAUGAUAGGUGAUGAAACCGAAUACUUACAGCCAGUGCUAGGAACACUUCCAUCUCAAAGAUUUAAACCUAUGAAAUCAAGAUGGGUGGCUGCUCUUUUACUCAUUUUAAUUGUACUUGUGGAGAUCUCAGGUAUUGUGAGUGCGCUAUACUGGCCUCAUACGACACUCAAGUGUGAACCACUGUACUUCAUCCUCUAUUGUCAUGCUGCACUGUGGAUUCUUGUGCUGUUCCUGGACCACGGGUUGAAAUGGCAUCACAACAAACUGAGGCUGGAAGGUUAUUUAAAAGCUUAUGAGCAGAUGACAAAAAUAGGAUCUCUUCCAUUUUACAUUGUGUCUUUUGCGCUGUUGGGUUCCAGUGCCAAAGUCGUACCCAAGUAUACAUCUGUGCGGGUUCACGAUGACCUUCUAAAGGAAUUAGAUGAUUUACUCGGAGAUGACACGUGUCAUGGAUCUUUAGAUUGUAGAUGCCCUGUGUGA